CCGCUGCGCCCGAUACAUCCUCCCCAGACAUGCUUUUGGCCCGAGUGUUCAUGGCUCACGCGCAGCUUUCUUGGCCCGAGCGCCUCGCGCAGAGGCUCCGACCGCGCGUGGCGGCGACCACGAGAAGAAGAAGCAGGGCAAGGGGUUGCGCGAUUGGCAUGAUCUAUUUGUUCGACUUCGCAGCAUGCGCCCCCUGCCGCCGCCGCUACCGCGGGGAUGCGAGCAGGGCACUUCCCAUGAUGGCGCCCUGCACCGGGCCAGCCCACAUCACCGUGCUCAAUAUGUCGGGAGAGCGCCUGGGGCCAUUGGAGCUGGACGCAGAGGCGCCGCUGCAAUCGCUGAGGCAGGCGGUCCGACAGCACUGGGGCGUGCCCUGUGCCGCUCAGCGCUUCGUGCUCGGCAGCCAGGAGGUGGAGGGGGGCGGCUCGACGCCGCUCGGCCGUGCCCUGCGCCUGACGCCCGAGGAUGCCAGUGCUGAGGUGAUGUGCAUUCGGGUGCCGCUGUUCUGCGACGCGCGGGCAGCGCACCAGGCCGUGCUCGACGCUACGGCGAGGGGCGACCACGCCGCUAUGGCGGAGGUGCUCGCGGAGUCGCCCGACUUGAAGAUCGCUGCGGACAGCGUCACCCAUUGGGCCGCUCUGCAGCCGCUGCUCGUGGCCAUCGCCGCGGGGGACGUCGAGGCCGCCAGCCUGCUGCGCGCGGCGGGCGCGCCCGAGCCGCGACUGGAGCCGAGGGCGGCGUCGCUGGGGCAGGCAAUGCGGAUGCGAGACUUGCCAGACGUCGUGCGGUUGCUGGCUGGGGGAGUGGACGUCAACACGAGGCUCUACCAGGGCGAAGGCAUCCGGGCCACGAGCCACGCCACGCCGCUGCACGCGUGCUGCGCCCUGAGCCACCUGCCCGGCGCGGCCGCAGUCGCCGAGCUCCUCUGCCGGCUGGGAGCCGACUUGGGUGCGCCAGAUUGCGAGGGGGAUUCUCCGCUGGCGCACGCCAGGUACUUCAACGCGGAUGCCAUCUACGCAGUGCUCCAGCGGCACGGCGCCCAGGUCAGAGGGCCCUACUAUUCUGCCACCUUCAGCGUCGUUCGUCGCUUUGUUGGCACGGGCGACCGCUGAGCGACCGUUGGAGCCACCGCUACUGCCACGCGUCUCUGCUUUCCGCCCCCAGGACGGUGGGAAUGGGAGCUGGUCCUUGUCGUCUUUCUCAGGAUCGGUAUUUCUGCACACCUGCUGUCGCGUGCUGCGGAGUGAACGCCCAACUUGCGAUGAUCAGGCCGGGCCAACCUGGUGUGACACAGAAGCGCCAAGCGGGUCAGGCUUAAACAAUCAAAGCAGCGUCUCCCCAGACAUGCUCGCGCUGCGGAACAAAAAAGACUCGACGGGAAUGGUAACAUGUUUGGGUUCAGAGUUGCCGG
This is a messenger RNA of Prorocentrum cordatum, 1411 nucleotides long. Lineage: Eukaryota; Dinophyceae; Prorocentrales; Prorocentraceae. The record is from the annotation of a GenBank genome assembly.